This is a messenger RNA of Pogona vitticeps (central bearded dragon), 3413 nucleotides long. RefSeq names its product ring finger protein 150 (gene RNF150). The record is from RefSeq and is a predicted model, not a curated record. Lineage: Eukaryota; Metazoa; Chordata; Lepidosauria; Squamata; Agamidae.
CCGGGCAGGGUUGGAGGGGGAGAAUGGGAGAGGUCAAGAGCAGGAACAGGAGCAGCAACAGCCCCGCUCGCGGCCGCCGUAGAUCCAACUCUCUUUGGGGCUUUUCUUCCAGCCGGCAUCAGGAGGCGGCGGCGGCGGCGGCGGCUCCCUUUGCUGGCAGCGCCUGCUUGGAGAAGCCUUGCUGGGAUUGAAAGGCACCCCUUUGGCUGCGCGCGCCAGCUCAGCCGCCCGCCUUUCUCGGGCACAGGGAGCGGCUGUGGGAAGAGCCGAGAAAGAAGGAAAGCGGGCGGGGGAGAAGAAAGAAAGAAAGGCCGAGGGAAACGAAGGAACCAAAAUAACACAACCGUCUCCAGGAAAAAAAAAGCGGCUGGAAAUGCCGGCCGGGUUGUAAAGGUGAGGCGCCCGCGCGUCUGCAGCCACUCAGGGUAGGUUGGCGUGCCCCGACACACACGUCCAUCCUGCUCCACACGCGCGCCCGGGCUCUCUCGCGCGCCCGCCCGCCUGCCUGCGCGCGCGCCCCUCCACAUGCAGACACGCGCACAGGGGGGGGCGGACGGCGGCGGGAGCAGGAGCAGAAGGCAAAGAUGGCAAUGUCUGUGAUCCAAGCGUGCCGCAGUCUGGCUCUCUCAACAUGGCUGCUUUCCUUUUGUUUCGUGCAUCUGCUGUGCCUGGAUUUCACGGUGGCCGAAAAAGAGGAGUGGUACACGGCCUUCGUGAACAUCACUUACCCGGAUCCCGGCGGCGGCGGCGGCGGCGGCGGCGAACUGCGCAGCGAGAAGACCGAGUGCGGCCGCUACGGGGAUCAGUCGCCCAAGCACGAUGUCUGGGGGCAGGUGGUGAUGACCUCGACGGCCGCCGAUCGGCAAGCCUGCGACCCCAACGCCCGGUUCGCCGUGCCGGGGCCCGGCAAAAUCUGGAUCGCGCUGAUCCCCAAGGGGAAUUGCACGUUCAAGGAUAAGAUCCGACACGCCGCUUCGCAGAACGCCUCGGCGGUGGUCAUCUACAACACGGGCACCAACAACGCCAACGAGACCAGCACCAUGCCCCCCGCGGGUACGGAUGACGUUGUAGCAAUAAUGAUCCCUGAGCCAAAGGGGAAAGAGAUAGUGAGCCUGCUAGAGCGGAAUAUUACUGUGAUGAUGCACAUAACAAUUGGGACACGAAACCUGCAGAAGUAUGUCAGCCGGACCUCUGUAGUCUUCGUUUCCAUCUCCUUCAUUGUGCUGAUGAUCAUCUCCUUGGCCUGGCUUGUCUUCUACUAUAUCCAGAGGUUCAGAUAUGCAAAUGCCAGAGACAGAAAUCAGCGCCGUCUUGGAGAUGCUGCAAAAAAGGCAAUCAGCAAACUGCAAGUCAGAACGAUAAGGAAAGGAGAUAAGGAAACGGAGCCUGAUUUUGAUAACUGCGCAGUGUGUAUUGAGGGUUACAAACCAAAUGAUGUUGUCAGAAUCUUGCCCUGCAGGCAUCUCUUUCACAAAUCUUGUGUAGAUCCAUGGCUACUGGAUCAUCGCACAUGCCCCAUGUGUAAAAUGAACAUCUUAAAAGCACUAGGGAUUCCGCCAAAUGCAGAUUGUGUAGAUGACAUCCCUCCAGAUUUUGAAGCUUCUAUAGGAGGGCCACCAACCAAUCAAAUUACAGGAGCUAGUGACAUAACUGUGAAUGAGAGCUCCGUAGCUUUGGAUCCACCUGUCCGGACAGUUGGAGUAUUACAAGUCAUCCAGGAUGCAGAUCCUCUUCCACAGACCGGGGAAAGUAACCUCACAACAAGCAGUGAACAGGAGCCAGCGGUCAGUAGCGAUUCGGAUAUUUCAUUGAUUAUGGCAAUGGAAGUUGGACUCUCUGAUGUGGAACUUUCCACUGAUCAAGACUGUGAAGAGGUGAAAUCCUGAAAAGAGAGGAUUGAAAGACCUUCCACUGAACCAAAGGGCAGUAGCAGGGAGGGGAAGAAACAGAGUCCGUUCUGUAAGAUUUGGUCCCGUUGUGUACACAACCAUACCCAUAUAUACAUGUACACAAACACAAGUACCCAUACGUACGCGUCCAGAAAAUGUUGUGAAGUUUUGUACACUCCAUUCUGGGAUGAUCUUGAAAAGCAAUAGCAACAGACAUGUUUGCCUGGAUGCAAUUUCUUCAUCAGCUACGUGUGUUCAUUUCAUUGACACUGGAAGGUGAGCGCAACCUUUUGCUAACUCAUGAAUCAAAUGAGUAACAUACUUCCUUGGUGGCUCAGAACUUCAUAAAUGAAACGGUUGUGUGAGUGUUUUCUACCUUCUUUGGGUUGUUGUGGGUUUUUUAACCAAAAAAAUGAGAAUAUCCUAAGAUGAUUAUUUAUGGGUUCACAAUGGACAGACAUAUUUUUCUUCUUCUCAGCAGCCCUCGUUUCUUCAAGAAUUCAGUCCAGAAAUAUGAUGGUUCACCAGGAUUCAUGAAGGCCCUGUCUCUUUUAUUAGAAGGAAGCAUGGCUUCAAGAAGAAAUGGUGUUUCAGAGUUGUGUCUUGGUCUGAAGCCUGCUUUCAUUGAGGUAUUAAUGGGGCUCAGAAAACUUUGCUUCCAGGAUCUCCCAGGGGAUAAAAAAGGGAAGCUGAGUUUACAGAUGUUAGUGAUUUGUUACAUAACACAGCUGAUUAGUAAUAAUCAUGAGAUUAAGGGUCAGCCAGUUCUUGCAUUCCUUUGCUAUACAAACUUCUCACACCUCAAAGGCCUUCCCCUAUGGUUGAUUUCAAUUCACAUCUACUUUUGAAAAGUAAAAUCAGGUAGUUGGUUCAAAGUCCUUCUUACCAAGUCUAAAGUUCAUUGAAAGUGUUUGUAUUGAGGAAAAGAGAAUGGGAACAAAUAAAGGUGGAAAGAAGGGGAGCUGGUGAAGUUGUCCCUCGUAGGAAAGUUAAUUACAAAUGGAGAGAGGAGGUUUUUCACACAAGAUGUAUCUUGAACCUCACUCUGAUCACCCAGGACAUCUCCAGUUGACUCACCUGUACACGCACAACUGAAAGCUGUUUUCAAAGCCCCUCAGUCCACUUCACUUAAGUACAGGAAAGGACACACAAAGAGCCUAAUUUUUGGCAUUUAUAGACAGCUUUGUACUUAUGAUACUGGAGAAAACCAGUGAUUUGGUUGAGAAUGGAGUAUUUUUACUGUUCACUGGUGAUAGCAGAAGAGGGUUGAAAUACUUUCCUGCAUAACCCUUAGUUGCAUGCAAAGCUGAAACUUUGAAUAUUCAGAUCCACAUUCAAGUCAUUCACAGUUGUGCAUGAAUCACAGAAGGGAAGCGGAAAGGCACUUUUACUGACACCUAUGAAAAUAAGCUACAGGGGUAUUUGUGUUCUUGUUCAUGUUCCUAGUAUGGAACAUGAAGACUAAUUUAAUUUUUAAUUGUGUGCCAUCAAAUCAAAUCUGACUUACGGUAACCCUUUUCAGGG